Messenger RNA from Penicillium taxi, 2001 nucleotides. Its product is annotated as terpene cyclase/mutase family protein. Gene Ontology annotation, cellular component: lipid droplet. Bases 1 to 2001 code for a protein of 666 amino acids. Gene Ontology annotation, molecular function: intramolecular transferase activity. The record is from RefSeq and is a predicted model, not a curated record. The transcript has a single exon. Gene Ontology annotation, biological process: triterpenoid biosynthetic process. NCBI's taxonomy places the organism in Eukaryota, Fungi, Ascomycota, Eurotiomycetes, Eurotiales, Aspergillaceae.
AUGAACCUUGAAAAUGAAGUUGUGAGAGAUACAAACCAUUUGGCUUCUCAGGUUGAACAUGCUUUGAAGCUUUCCACAGAUUAUGCCAAUGGCUCAAUUCGCUCAGACGGGCACUGGUGCGGCGAACUUAGAUCUAAUGUUACAAUAACUGCGGAAUACAUCUUUCUUCGACAGGUUUUGGGGCUCGAGAUACAAACGGACAAUGCAGCAUACCGUCGACACAUUUUAUCUGAGCAAAAUGAAGAUGGUUCAUGGGGACUGGCUCCUGAGUACCCCGGUGACGUUUCCACAACUACAGAGGCAUACUUAACUCUCAAGAUCCUUGGCCUCAAUUCCAGCGAUGGAGUGAUGCAACGUGCUCGGCAAUUUGUUCUCAAAUAUGGAGGUAUUGCGAAAGUCCGUGUUUUCACACGUAUCUUUCUAGCAACUUUUGGCUUGUUCCCGUGGGAAGCAGUGCCCCAGCUACCUGUGGAGCUUAUUCUACUUCCAUCAAGUUGUCCGAUCAAUAUCUACACGUUUGCUUCUUGGGCUCGCGGAACCAUCGCUCCUCUAUUGCUCAUUUGCCACCACCGACCUGUCUUCGCAUUGCCGAAUGGCAAGUCAUCAACAAAUGACUACCUAGAUGAAUUAUGGCAGGAUGCGGCAAACAAGAAUGUUUCGUACGGUCUGCCCCUUUUAGAUUUGCUGUUUCAAGGCGAUCUUCCCGGUGUUGCAUUCACAUGUGUGGACAAACUGCUCUAUCAACUAAAUGGACUGCGUUCCAUUCCGUUCAUCCGGUCCUAUGCUAGACGCAAAUGUCUUGAGUGGAUCCUUGAUCGACAAGAAGCAACCGGGGACUGGGCAGGCAUCUUCCCACCCAUGCAUGGCAGUGUUUUUGCCUUCUUCCUCGAAGGCUACAAAAUCGACGAUGACCCUAUCCGGUUGGGCAUCAAAGCCAUAGAAGACUUUGCCUGGGAAGAUGAGCGAGGAAAAAGAAUUCAAGCCUGUGUUUCGCCCGUGUGGGAUACCGCCCUCAUGUCGAUAGGGCUUGCGGAUGCCAUGACGCCCGAUCGACACGUUCUUGACAAAGCCAUUACAUGGAUCAGAAAUCGACAAUUGAUUGUGCCUCACGGGGAUUGGUGUGUUUACCGACCUACACUUCCACCCGGUGGCUUCAGCUUCGAAUAUCAGAAUACUUGGUAUCCCGAUGUUGACGACACGGCUGCAAUAAUCCUGGCGCAAAUCAAACAUGAUGUAGGAUCCAUUGGAUCCAACUCCGUGAUAUCAGCAGCAACUUGGAUUCGAGGGAUGCAGAAUUCCGAUGGAGGCUGGGCUGCCUUUGACGUGGAGAACAACAAGCUGUUUCUCAAUAAGAUUCCCUUCAGUGACAUGGAUAGUCUAUGCGAUACAUCGUGUGCGGACAUCACCGGACGCAUAUUGGAAGCUUUCGGGUUGAUGAUGAAGGCUGCACCGGAGAAGACCCACGCAAGCCACUAUUUUCCUGCACUGCGCACGGCCUGCACUAGUGGUAUCCAAUACUUGGCGUCCACACAGGAGUCUAGUGGGGCCUGGUUCGGACGAUGGGGUUGUAAUUAUGUCUAUGGCACAAGUCAUGCACUGUGCGGUCUUGCAUACUUUUCUGAUGAUAUGCGAGUUUCCCAGAUGGUUGAGCAGGGUUUACAGUGGCUGAGAUCUGCACAGCAGGCUGAUGGGGGUUGGGGCGAAUCACUACUUUCAUACAGGUCGCCAAGCCAAGCUCAGCAGCGCUCAACCCCGUCUCAAACAGCAUGGGCUUUGAUGGGAUUACUGGCACAUCUCCCUCCAACUGAUCCUGCUAUUGAGCGUGGAAUUCAAUGCCUUGUAAGAACUCUUCAACCAGAAAAGGGUAUCGGAUCUUCUUGGCCUGAGACUGUGUUUACUGGCACUGGAUUCCCCAAUCAUUUUUUUCUUGGGUAUGACUACUAUCGUCACUAUUUUCCUAUGAUGGCUCUUGGGCGCUAUUUACAAGCGGUACGUACCUAG